Molecule: messenger RNA, 2550 nt
Organism: Pichia membranifaciens NRRL Y-2026
Lineage: Eukaryota; Fungi; Ascomycota; Pichiomycetes; Pichiales; Pichiaceae
Exons: 1
Coding region: 1-2550 (849 amino acids)
Cellular component (GO): membrane; microtubule; cytoplasm
Molecular function (GO): microtubule binding; GTPase activity; GTP binding
Source: RefSeq, a predicted model, not a curated record
AUGAGUUUCAGCAACAGAAGACAUAUUUCCACAAAUCAGCUCAUACGCCCCUUUUCCUUUUUCUCUAUAGGAAAAGCAGCUGCUAAAGCCGCCAAAGUGCCUGUUUAUCUAGGUGGUAGCUUGGCUGCUGCAGGUAGUUACGUGAUGUACAAGGUAGAAGAAGCGACUAACUACACUUCCGAGCAACUAGAUCGUGCAAAGGAGCUAGCAUCAGGAGCAAAAAACGGCUUUAAUGGAUUAUUGGAUGGGAUGCUUUCACAUUUCGGAAGUUCCGAAGGUGGAGAAGACAAUGGUCAGAACGGUAAUAAUAACAAUAAUAAUAAUGACAACGAUGAUGAUACAACUUUGGUUGGAUCUGCUGCCGCUGCCUCUGCUAUUGGAAUGUUGGGCAAUAGCAGUGAUGAAGAAACAUUGCAAGAGGAAGAACUUUUAGAAGAAGACGAUGAGGUGGACGAAGAUGAAGAAAAUAAACAAAGACAAAUUUUGGAGGAUCAAAUGCUAAAUUUAACGAGGCAGAUGAUUGAAAUCAGAAACAUUCUUUUGAAUGUUAACGGUGCCACUGACCUUAGGCUGCCAUCCAUUGUUGUGAUAGGCUCACAAAGUUCAGGUAAGUCGUCAGUUUUGGAAAGUAUAGUUGGACAAGAAUUUUUGCCAAAAGGUUCCAAUAUGGUCACGAGAAGGCCAAUUGAAUUGACUUUGGUCAAUGAUCCAUCAAGUGCUUCCGAAAUUGCUGAAUUUCCAGCUCUGAAAAUGUUUAAUAUGACUGAUUUUCAGCAGGUUCAAAAGGUUUUAGUUGAUCUGAACCUCGCAGUUCCUCACGACGAGGCUGUUUCUGCAGACCCCAUCCAGCUCACCAUCAAAUCUCCCAAAGUUCCUGACUUGUCACUGGUUGAUUUGCCAGGUUACAUUCAGGUUGAAGCUGCAGAUCAACCUACAACCUUGAAGACUAAGAUCAGAGAAGUUUGUGACAAGUAUCUUGAAGAGCCAAAUAUCAUUCUCGCAAUUAGUGCAGCUGACGUUGAUCUUGCUAACUCUGCUGCUUUGAGAGCUGCAAGAAGGGCAGACCCGAGGGGUGAAAGAACAAUAGGUAUAAUCACCAAGUUAGAUCUAGUAGAACCAGAUGUUGCUAGAGGUAUGUUAACCAACAAAAAGUAUCCGUUAAAAAUGGGAUAUGUUGGUGUUAUUACUAAGAUACCAAAAUCAACAUCAAUUUUUCAAAGAAAGACUGGGGUGCAAGCGUUUAUUGCGCAGCAAAAUACCGAGAGAAUGUUUUUCAGAGAAAACAAGGAUGUUUUUUCAGGAUUGAGUGUGGGCACAAAAUUGCUGAAAAAGAAAUUGAUUCGUGUUCUAGAGAGAUCAAUGUCAAAUGCUUUGAGACCAAUGCAGCAGCAAGUUUUGAAUGAAUUGGAAGAGACUAGCUACAAAUUCAAGGUGGAGUUCAACGAUAGAGAUUUGACUUGUGAAAAGUACAUGGCUCAAACCAUAGAUAAUUUGAAGAUGGAAAUCAAGGAAUUCAGUGAAAAGUUUGGUAGACCUGAGCUUAAGUCUUUACUCAGAAGUGAAUUGGAUCAAAAGGUUUUAGACCUCUUGGCUUUGAGAUAUUGGAAUAAGUCCGAACCAUACAUCAAAAAGAAUCCUGCUAUUUCCGACUACGAGUUUGAAGAGCCUCAGAUAUCAGAACUGAGUAAUGCCAAAAAUGACGAAACUUUUUGGCACAGAAAACUAGAUUUGUCAACCGCAAAUUUGACCAAAAUUGGGGUCGGUAGAUUGUCUACUACAUUAGUCACCGAGGCUAUUCUCACUGAAAUAGAUGUAUUGAUCAAUAGUACUGACUUAAGAAACAACGAUAUGAUCAAACAGGCAAUAAAGGAGGCCGCGAUAUCUGUUUUGAAUCAACGAUAUAACUCUACUGCCGACCAAGUCGAAAAUUGUAUCAAACCUUUCAAAUAUGAGAUAGAAGUUGAAGACCGAGAGUGGAGUUUGAGUAGGAAGCAUUCAAUACUGCUACUCAACGAAGAGCUCCGAGAGGUGCAAGUUGCAUACGAUGUGAUAAAGAAGACUGUUGGUGGUAAUAAAUUGAAGCAAAUUAUGACAUAUAUAGAGAACGAAAACAAUUCAGUUGGCCAAACUAUUGAACGUGAAAAUCUGGGGUUCAGCCCAGGGCUGAUUUUGAGAGGUAGAGAAGCUAUUUUUCUGAAGGAUCGUUUGGCAAUUUUGAAUUUGAGAUUGAAAGGAUUGCAAAGCUCUACAUGUAAACACAAAGAAAACAAGUUCAAGUGUCCUGAAAUAUUCCUUGAUGUUGUUGCCGAAAAGUUGACGCAGACAGCUAUUUUGUUUCUCAACGUUGAAUUACUUAGUGACUUUUACUAUAGCUUUCCUAGGGAGUUGGAGAAGAGAUUAGGCACCAAGUUGACGACCGAAGAAAUUGAGAAUUAUGCUAAGCAAGAUCCUAAGGUCAAGAGACAUAUUGAAUUGCAGGAACGCAAGGAGUUACUUGAACUUGCAUUGAGUAAGAUUGAUGAUGUCAUGGCAAUUCAGAAGAGGCUUUGA